GCGGCCCGGCGGCCUCCUCCCCACCGCCCCCCGCCCUCCCCGGUGUCUGUGUUUCUCUCUCUGGUCGGAGGCGGCGGUAAUGGCGGAUGGUGGGUUGUGGCGCCGGCGGCGGCUGCUGUGAGGGACGAUGAGUUCCUCCUUCGUGUCGAACGGGGCCAGCCUGGAAGAUUGUCACUGUAACCUCUUCUGCCUGGCCGACUUGACAGGAAUUAAGUGGAAAAGAUAUGUAUGGCAAGGCCCAACUUCCGCCCCUAUUCUGUUUCCGGUGACAGAAGAAGACCCCAUUUUGAGCAGUUUUAGUCGAUGCCUUAAGGCAGAUGUACUUGGUGUUUGGCGGCGAGAUCAAAGACCUGGAAGAAGAGAAUUGUGGAUAUUUUGGUGGGGUAAAGAUCCCAAUUUUGCUGACCUUAUUCACCAUGACUUAUCAGAAGAGGAAGAUGGAGUAUGGGAGAAUGGCCUUUCCUAUGAAUGCCGUACUUUGCUUUUCAAAGCAGUUCACAAUCUGUUGGAGCGAUGUUUGAUGAACCGAAACUUUGUACGAAUUGGCAAGUGGUUUGUGAAGCCAUAUGAGAAAGAUGAAAAACCUAUAAAUAAAAGUGAACACUUGUCCUGCUCUUUCACCUUUUUCUUGCAUGGAGACAGCAAUGUUUGCACCAGUGUGGAAAUUAACCAACACCGACCUGUGUACCUUCUCAGUGAAGAGCAUGUCACCCUCGCUCAGCAGUCUAAUAGCCCAUUUCAAGUUAUCUUAAGUCCAUUUGGACUAAAUGGCACUCUCACAGGACAGGCCUUCAAGAUGUCUGAUUCAGCUACGAAAAAAUUAAUUGGUGAAUGGAAACAGUUCUAUCCUAUUUCAUGUGGUUUGAAGGAGAUGUCUGAAGAAAAACAGGAAGAUAUGGAUUGGGAAGAUGAUUCUUUGGCUGCAGUGGAAGUUCUUGUUGCGGGUGUUCGGAUGAUCUACCCAGCAUGCUUUGUGCUAGUCCCUCAGUCAGACAUUCCUGCUCCUAGCUCUGUGGGAGCUUCUCACUGUUCAGCUUCUUGUUUGGGUAUCCAUCAAGUGCCUGCUUCCACAAGAGAUCCUGCUAUGUCUUCAGUUACUCUCACUCCACCUACAUCUCCUGAGGAAGUCCAAACAGUUGAUCCUCAGUCUGCACAGAAGUGGGUCAAAUUUUCUUCAGUAUCUGAUGGCUUCAGCACUGACAGUACUAGCCAUCAUGGUGGGAAAAUACCCAGAAAAUUAGCAAAUCAUGUGGUGGAUAGAGUCUGGCAAGAAUGUAAUAUGAACAGAUUACAGAACAAGAGGAAGUAUUCUGCUACAUCCAGUGGCCUGUGUGAGGAAGAGACAGCCGAUAAAAUAGGAUGCUGGGACUUCGUUGAAGCCACACAAAGAACAAGCUGCAGUUGUUUGAGGCAUAAAAGUCUCAAGACAAGAAAUACUGGGCAACAAGGACAGGCACCAUCUUUAGGGCAGCAACAGCAAGUACUUCCUAAGCACAAGACCAAUGAGAAGCAAGACAAGAGUGAGAAGCCACAGAAGCGCCCCUUGACUCCCUUUCACCAUCGUGUAUCAGUUAGUGAUGAGAUUGGCAUGGACACAGAUUCAGCCAGCCAAAGACUUGUGAUCUCUGCUGCAGAUAGUCAAGUGAGGUUUUCAAACAUCCGAACUAAUGAUGUAGCAAAGACUCCUCAGAUGCAUGGCACUGAACUGGCAAAUUCACCUCAGCCUCCCCCACUUAGUCCUCAUCCAUGUGAUGUGGUUGAUGAAGGAGUGACUAAAACACCUUCAACUCCGCAGAGUCAACAUUUUUAUCAAAUGCCAACACCGGAUCCCUUGGUUCCUACCAAACCAAUGGAAGAUAGGAUAGACAGUUUGUCCCAGUCUUUCCCACCUCCAUUUCAGGAAGCUGUAGAACCUACCGUGUAUGUUGGUACAGCAGUAAGCUUGGAAGAAGAUGAAGCUAAUGUAGCCUGGAAGUAUUACAAAGUCCCAAAGAAAAAAGAUGUAGAAUUUUUACCACCUCAACUUCCAAAUGAUAAAUUCAAGGAUGAUCCAGUUGGACCUUUUGGACAGGAAAGUGUAACAUCAGUUACAGAGUUAAUGGUGCAGUGUAAGAAGCCUUUAAAAGUUUCUGAUGAAAUAGUCCAGCAAUAUCAAAUUAAAAAUCAGUAUCUUUCAGCAAUAGCAUCUGAUACAGAACAAGAACCUAAAAUUGAUCCAUAUGCGUUUGUUGAAGGAGAUGAGGAAUUCAUUUUUACUGAUAAAAAAGAUAGACAAAAUAGUGAGAGAGAAGCUGGGAAGAAACACAAGGUGGAAGAUGGGACAUCUGCUGUCACAGUGUUAUCACACGAAGAAGAUGCUAUGUCAUUAUUUAGUCCCUCUAAACAAGAUGCUCCACGCCCUACUAAUCAUGCCCGUCCUCCAUCAACCAGUUUGAUUUAUGACUCAGAUUUGGCUGUGUCUUAUACUGACCUUGAUAACCUCUUCAAUUCUGAUGAAGAUGAAUUAACACCUGGAUCUAAAAAGUCAGCAAGUGGAUCAGAUGAUAAAGCCAGCUCCAAAGAAUCAAAGACAGGAAAUCUGGAUCCGUUGUCCUGCAUAAGCACUGCAGACCUCCACAAAAUGUACCCCACGCCACCAUCAUUGGAACAGCACAUUAUGGGCUUCUCUCCAAUGAAUAUGAAUAACAAAGAAUACGGUAGUGUGGACACAGCACCCGGAGGGACUGUCCUGGAAGGAAAUAGCUCUAGUGUAGGAUCGCAGUUCAGAAUCGAGGUCGAGGAAGGAUUCUGUAGCCCUAAACCGUCUGAAAUUAAAGAUUUUUCUUAUGUCUAUAAGCCCGAAAAUUGUCAAGUUCUAGUAGGAUGUUCCAUGUUUGCACCUUUAAAAACUCUACCAAGCCAUUGUCUGCCUCCUAUCAAAUUGCCAGAAGAGUGUGUUUACCGGCAGAGCUGGACUGUUGGAAAAUUGGACUUGCUUCCUUCAGGCCCUUCAAUGCCAUUCAUCAAAGAGGGUGAUGGCAGUAAUUUGGAUCAGGACUACGGCCCCGCCUACACACCGCAAACCCAUGCUUCUUUUGGGAUGCCUCCGAGUAGCGCACCUCCUAGUAAUGGUGGCGCAGGAAUUCUUCCUUCCCCAUCCACCCCUAGGUUUCCAACUCCAAGGACUCCAAGGACUCCAAGGACUCCUCGUGGGGCUGGUGGGCCCGCUAGUGCUCAAGGUUCAGUCAAGUAUGAGAAUUCAGACUUGUAUUCACCAGCUUCCACCCCAUCUACAUGCCGACCCCUCAAUUCUGUUGAACCUGCAACUGUUCCUUCCAUCCCUGAAGCGCACAGUCUUUAUGUAAACCUCAUCCUUUCAGAAUCAGUAAUGAAUUUGUUUAAAGACUGUAAUUUUGAUAGUUGCUGUAUUUGUGUCUGCAACAUGAAUAUCAAGGGUGCCGAUGUUGGAGUUUACAUUCCAGACCCAACCCAGGAAGCACAGUAUCGGUGCACCUGUGGCUUCAGUGCUGUCAUGAACCGAAAAUUUGGAAAUAAUUCAGGAUUAUUUCUUGAAGAUGAACUUGACAUCAUAGGACGUAACACAGACUGUGGCAAAGAAGCAGAAAAACGUUUUGAAGCUCUCAGGGCUUCCUCUGUGGAGAAUGUUAAUGGAGGCCUAAAGGAAUCUGAAAAGGUGCCUGAUGAAUUAAUAUUACUGCUACAAGAUCAAUGCACUAAUUUAUUUUCACCCUUUGGAGCAGCAGACCAAGAUCCUUUUCCCAAAGUGGGUAUAAGUAGCAAUUGGGUGCGUGUUGAAGAGCGGGACUGUUGUAGUGACUGUUGCCUCGCCUUAGAACAUGGGCGUCAGUUCAUGGAUAAUAUGUCAGGAGGGAAAGUUGAUGAAGCACUUGUCAGAAGCUCAUGCUUACAUCCGUGGGCCAAGCAAAAUGAUUCGAGCGUGCAGUGUUCACAGGAUAUACUUCGGAUGCUCCUUUCUCUUCAGCCAGUUCUUCAAGAUGCUAUUCAGAAAAAAAGAACAGUGAGGCCUUGGGGUGUUCAAGGCCCUCUCACAUGGCAACAAUUUCAUAAAAUGGCUGGCCGAGGCUCUUAUGGAACUGAUGAAUCUCCGGAACCACUGCCGAUUCCCACGUUUUUGUUGGGUUAUGAUUAUGAUUUUCUGGUGCUUUCUCCAUUUGCUCUCCCUUACUGGGAGAAACUUAUGCUGGAACCUUAUGGAUCUCAAAGAGAUAUAGCCUAUGUUGUACUCUGUCCAGAGAAUGAAGCUUUGUUAAAUGGAGCCAGAAGCUUUUUUAGAGAUCUCACUGCAAUAUAUGAGUCCUGUCGAUUAGGCCAACACAGACCUAUUUCUCGAUUGUUGACGGAUGGGAUCAUGAAAGUGGGAGCUACUGCAUCAAAGAAACUUUCAGAAAAGUUUGUAACAGAAUGGUUUUCUCAGGCAGCUGAUGGUAACAAUGAAGCAUUUUCUAAAUUGAAGCUGUAUGCACAAGUCUGCAGAUAUGAUCUAGGUCCAUAUCUUGCUUCUCAGCCGUUGGACAGCUCUCUGCUCUCCCAGCCAAAUUUAGUUGCCCCUCCAAAUCAGUCUUUGGUUACUGCACCUCAGAUGACAAAUACUGGAAACGCUAAUGCUCCAUCUGCCACCUUAGCAUCUGCGGCAAGUAGCACUAUGACAAUGACUUCAGGUGUUGCCAUAUCUACUUCAGUUGCCACAGCUAACUCAACUUUGACCACAACUUCAUCUUCAUCAUCUUCCAGUAUGAGUAGUGGAGUAUCAUCAAAUAAACUGCCUUCGUUUCCACCCUUUGGCAGUAUGAACACUAGUGGUACAGGAUCCAUGUCUACACAAGCAAGUACGGUUCAGAGUGGCCAGCUAGGAGGACAGCAGUCGUCAUCUCUGCAGGCAGCAGGAAUAUCAGGGGAGUCAGCUUCUCUUCCCACUCAGCCACAUCCUGAUGUGUCUGAAAGCACAAUGGAUCGUGAUAAAGUGGGGAUUCCCACAGAUGGUGAUUCACAUGCAAUUACCUACCCACCUGCAAUUGUUGUUUAUAUAAUUGAUCCUUUUACAUAUGAAAAUAAAGACGAGAGCACCAACUCUUCUAAUGUAUGGACUUUGGGACUCCUUCGAUGCUUCUUGGAAAUGGUCCAAACUCUUCCUCCUCACGUCAAGAGUACUGUUUCUGUGCAGAUCGUUCCUUGUCAGUACCUGUUACAACCUGUGAAACACGACGACAGACAGAUCUACUCCCAGCAUUUAAAAUCUUUGGCUUUUUCGGUGUUUACCCAGUGUCGGAGACCACUUCCAACAUCAACCAAUGUAAAAACACUGACUGGGUUUGGUCCAGGCUUAGCUAUGGAAACUGCUCUUAAAAGUCCUGAUAGACCAGAGUGUAUUCGACUUUAUACACCACCUUUUAUUCUGGCUCCGGUGAAGGACAAACAAACAGAGCUAGGAGAGACCUUUGGAGAAGCUGGACAGAAAUACAAUGUCCUUUUUGUGGGCUACUGUUUAUCACAUGAUCAAAGGUGGAUUCUUGCAUCUUGCACAGAUCUAUAUGGAGAACUCCUAGAAACAUGUAUCAUUAACAUCGAUGUUCCAAAUAGGGCCCGUCGGAAAAAGGGUUCUGCUAGAAGAUUUGGCCUACAGAAACUGUGGGAGUGGUGCUUGGGACUUGUUCAGAUGAGCUCUUUACCAUGGAGAGUUGUGAUUGGUCGCCUGGGAAGGAUUGGACAUGGAGAGUUGAAAGAUUGGAGUUGUUUGCUGAGUCGUCGAAACUUGCAAUCUCUAAGCAAAAGGCUCAAAGACAUGUGUAGGAUGUGUGGCAUAUCUGCUGCAGACUCUCCAAGUAUCCUUAGUGCUUGUUUGGUUGCAAUGGAACCCCAAGGUUCUUUUGUUAUCAUGCCAGAUUCUGUGUCAACUGGUUCUGUUUUUGGAAGAAGUACCACUCUAAAUAUGCAGACGCCCCAGCUAAAUACCCCACAAGAUACAUCCUGUACUCAUAUACUUGUGUUCCCUACUUCUGCUUCUGUGCAAGUAGCUUCAGCUACUUACACCACUGAAAAUUUGGAUUUAGCUUUCAAUCCCAACAAUGAUGGAGCAGACGGAAUGGGUAUCUUUGAUUUAUUAGACACAGGAGAUGAUCUUGAUCCUGAUAUCAUUAAUAUACUUCCUGCAUCUCCAACUGCAUCUCCUGUACAUUCUCCAGGCUCUCAUUACCCCCAUGGAGGUGAUGCUGGCAAGGGUCAGGGUACUGAUCGGCUACUUUCAACAGAAUCGCAUGAUGAAGUAACUAAUAUUCUUCAACAACCAUUGGCCCUUGGAUACUUUGUAUCAACUGCCAAAGCGGGUCCAUUACCUGACUGGUUCUGGUCAGCAUGCCCUCAAGCACAAUAUCAAUGCCCCCUUUUUCUUAAGGCCUCUUUGCACCUCCACGUGCCUUCAGUGCAAUCUGACGAGCUGCUUCACAGCAAACACUCCCACCCACUGGACUCAAAUCAGACUUCAGACGUCCUCAGGUUUGUUUUGGAACAGUACAAUGCACUCUCAUGGCUAACCUGUGACCCUGCCGUCCAGGACAGACGCUCAUGUCUCCCAGUUCAUUUUGUGGUGCUGAAUCAGUUAUAUAACUUCAUCAUGAAUAUGCUGUGAUCCUCGUUUGAUGGAAUUACACAAGGAAAGAACGGGAAGAAAGGAUAUUUUGCUGCAAGAUUAAGUUACAGUUCUCAGUGGAAGUCAUUUGUGAUGGGGUCUAAUUCUUAUUACUUCAACAAAUAUUGUUUUGACUUGGGGGGCGGGGCUAUAACCCUAUUUUUCAUUGACUUUACUGAGCUCUUUAGGAUGAUGACUGAUUAUUCAAAACGUAUUAUAACACUUUCGUAGCAAAAAUUAACCUUUUUUUUCCAGUCACAGUAUUUGUGAAAAGUAAUGAGCCAUAGUACCCAUUAAUGUUAAAGAAUAUUAAAGCAUGGAGCGGAACAUGAGGAACAAUGAAUUCCAACAUACGGCUUUAGAACAUCAAGAUGUUCUUGUAUUGGAUAUAGUAUCUAGUAUUCAAAAAUGCCUGCAUCUCUUAUUUAUUGUAAGUUUUUAAAUGUAUAAAUUGUCUUAUAUUUCUUAACCUCUUUUAUAAAAAUUUUCCUAGAAGGUUUAUACUGCCUUCUUGCUUUAAAGCAAUUGGUCUAAAAUAUAUGUAAUCGUCUUAAUUAAAACGUUGCAGUAGG
Molecule: messenger RNA, 7215 nt
Organism: Mus caroli (Ryukyu mouse)
Lineage: Eukaryota; Metazoa; Chordata; Mammalia; Rodentia; Muridae
Gene: Med13
Product: mediator complex subunit 13
Biological process (GO): positive regulation of transcription by RNA polymerase II
Cellular component (GO): mediator complex
Molecular function (GO): transcription coactivator activity
Source: RefSeq, a predicted model, not a curated record